GGGGAGAGAGACCUCGCACCGACGUUUUCGCCUCGCUCUAGCUAGUACCUCCGCCGCAUUCGUACGUGCUAGAAAACGCGCCGUAUCAUUGACGAUUUUGAGCCGCGGGAGAGAGAGAGAGAGAGAAACGCCGCGGAUAACAAAAGGCUCCGGGUUUCACACGUCUCUCUCCGCGACACCGCACUUCUUUCUUUUUUCCUUACUCCAAUAUCUAUCUUCUUCGCCUUGGACGACCCACGCGUUCUGGUGAUCGCGUCGGUUGUUGUUGUUCAGUACGGUUAACGAAGGGCCGGCUGAGGGCGAAGGAGAGAGAAGAGAAGCACGAGGGAGACAGGGAGCGAGAGGAGAAUCGCGUGCGUCCUCGUUCCGUCCUCUUCGAUCGAGUACGCACCCUUCUCGGUCGACGAAGGGAGAAAAGCGAGUACCUACACCGCGUGACGCAGGUGAGAUAAUAUGCGCUCGCGAAUUGCGCGCGAGGGUGCGCGAGCCAGGAGGGUGCCAUCGUGCCGGUUGCAGUAGUGACUUGCGGGCUUGCGGGCGGACACGUUGCGAGCGCAGCUUGACAGCUUACGUUCCAUGUGUCGUGAAAGGGCCUGUGCCAACGGCGGCGAUCUCGCGGGCACGGUUUUUCGGGCGAACGACGGCUUCUCGUGAGUAAUCGGGGGUUUAGCUCGGCUGCUGUGCCAGCUUCUGUCACCUCCUCAUCUUCUUUAUCGUCAUCAUCCCGGCGAGGAAGUGCAAACGCGGGGUACAAAACGCUCGCGAGACGAAUCGCGAAUCCUACGAAAGAGAGAGAAAGAGAGAGUGAACGUUAUCGUUUAUCUCGAGGGAUAUACGAAGAGGAUAUUGCACGAGAGACAUUGGUCCGCUGGCGUCGUGGAAUAACGCUACUACUGAACCGGUAUCAAAAUGGGUUGUUUUGGGAGCAAAGACAAGUUGAGCAAGGAAGAUAUGGACUUCCUCAAGUCGCACACGCGAUACGAUGAAGCCACUAUAAAGGAAUGGUACAAAGGUUUUAAACAAGACUGUCCUAACGGCAGGUUAACGCCGGCGAAAUUCGUCGACAUGUACAAAAUGUUCUUCCCGUCCGGCAACGCGGAGGAAUUCUGCGAUCAUGUUUUCCGCACAUUCGACAUGGAUAAGAAUGGCUACAUCGAUUUUAAGGAAUUCCUAUUGGCAAUCGACGUAACGUCCAGCGGUACACCGGAAGAAAAACUGAAAUGGGCGUUCCGUAUGUACGAUGUUGAUGGCAACGGCGUUAUCGAUAUGCAAGAAAUGACGAAGAUCGUCCAGGCGAUAUACGACAUGCUCGGCGCGUGUUCGAGCAAUAGACCGGCGGACAGCGCGGAGGAGAGGGCGAAGAACAUAUUCGCAAAGAUGGACGAGAACAACGACGGGCAGCUGACGCAAGACGAGUUCCUAAAAGGCUGCCUCCAGGACGAGGAGCUGUCGAAAAUGCUCGCCCCUUAAUCCCGACGCCGCCUUAUUUUCGGAGCCGCCGACGCGCGAUCGUAAACGAGGACACACACCACACUCUCAUGAUUCUCCCAAAACUCAACAACUACGGAACGUCAACAAUAAGCCACCACCGAAAUCGACACUCGCAUACACACACGCCAUCGUCAUAUACGUUAAACACGUACACGUACCAAACGAUAUAAUUUCCAAUUAAUUAUGACGUACGCUAUUAUUAUGGCGGUUCGAUAACCUAGUCCCGUCGCUCGUGUCCGAUGGAAAGACACGAGCCGUGAUAAAAUGGCGGAUGGUGACGAGGAAAAUGAUCGAGGAUGAUCGAUAAAUGAAAAGAAGGAACAGCGAUUCGAAUCGAGUCUUGUUCAUUUGAAAAAGGAGAGAUUUUUAAGAAGAUGGCGCACUGUACGCGUGGAUCUUUGUUUGGAUGACAGUAAUACGAUGGUGGUAAUCGGUUCUAGGAAAAGAUAGCCUCGCGAACACACGGAGAACAGAGAACGAUGCUGCUGCUGACGACGGUGGAUCCAAUUAGCAUCUCGUGAAAAUCUUCUUGUCCAUUUUGAACUCACAUCGUCGACAAAUGACAAUUCACGUGUACGGCGAAUCUCGCAUUCACACACUGGUUCGUCGUGCGAAUUCAGGAAUUUCCUCGAACCGUGGCGAUGGAAUUAACGGGGGGGAGUGGAACCAUCAGUUCUUUCGAGGGAGGAAAGUGACAACGUCGGUCGUCACGGAGGAUCGUCGGUGGCUUUCAAAGCUCGCGCUUGCACUGACAAUUUGGCUUAACCGAUGCUAGAUGUACGGAAUUCGCCCUCUUUCGUCGGCGAAUUAUAUAGCUCCGUCUAAUAAUACAGACGGAGAGCAUAAAUUAAUCCUCUGAUGCGCUUCAGGAGAUAUAAGGACUUUGCAUGGUAGUUCCAUACAAUUUCGCACAGACUUAACUUCGGAGGUAUUAAUAUCGCGAUUCUAAUUUCACUCCGGAUUUAUCAAUAGCACCCAGAAGUUCGUCAGAUCUCGCGGUGAAUCUUAUUAGACGUCUAUUGUUUUUGCGAGCGCUUUUGUCUCGUUAUAAUAGAGAAUUAGUGUAAAUAAAUCAAGCGCAUCAUGAAUUAACUCACUUCAACUUACUGCUGGAUUGUUACAAACAUCUGUUUACAAGUAUUUACACAAGCACUUGAUCUAUAGUGUCAUUUGGCCAUAGUGCCAUACAAACUGAAGCCCAUUUUUGCGCAUGCACAUAAAGUAUAGAUAUAGAGAUAUCUCAAAUAUAUUUAAAUAAUCUUAAAAUCAACUAUACAUUUAAUCUGAUUUGAGUCUCAUGAAUCUUCCGUUGAAUCAUUGCACGGCCCUUGUUUUUCUAAUCCGGAAUACAUAUAUUUGAACAGCUCGAAGCCAGACUGUGAUUUGCAUCUCGUGUAAGUUAUUUGUUUGAUGGCCAUCAUUAAUCUUCAUUCCAUUCCAUUCCAUUCCAUUUCACAUGAUUCCACUACUCCGCAAAGUCCCGUUUAUCAGAUUUCGCUGCAGGAGUCGCAUCAAGAUUUACUUGUAACGUUCGAUUACACAAAA
Molecule: messenger RNA, 3036 nt
Organism: Formica exsecta
Lineage: Eukaryota; Metazoa; Arthropoda; Insecta; Hymenoptera; Formicidae
Product: neuronal calcium sensor 2
Exons: 6
Coding region: 910-1470 (186 amino acids)
Molecular function (GO): calcium ion binding
Source: RefSeq, a predicted model, not a curated record